Messenger RNA from Trichobilharzia regenti, 1056 nucleotides. NCBI's taxonomy places the organism in Eukaryota, Metazoa, Platyhelminthes, Trematoda, Strigeidida, Schistosomatidae. The record is from the annotation of a GenBank genome assembly.
AUGGUAUACGAAUUUACACAGGAAGAUUAUGAAAAACGAUAUACCACAUCGUUAAGAAAUCUGUUUACGCGGACAGCAAAACAUUAUGAUGGUGGUUAUCUGAAUAUCCUAUCAUUCUUUGUAAAUAUUUGCCAGUGUUUACGUAAAAAUGAUACCCAUUUAUAUUGCCCAAAUCCAUGCCGUAAACCAGAUGUCUGUGAUGUCAGUAUUAAUAGUAAUGGUUUAUGUCUUAUCCUACCGAGUACUGAACCACUGAAGGUAAUUCCAUCAAAUAUACGUUCUACUUAUGCCUGUGAUUAUGAAUGUGUAUGUAUCGACGGGUAUGUGUUUAACAACACACUGAAAAAGUGUAUUCCCAUAGAAAAACAAUGUGAUUCUUCUUUUUGUUUUAAUGAUGGAAUAUGUGAAUAUAUACCUGAAGACCAACGGAUUAUUCAAGAAAUUCAAUUCAGUUGUAAAUGUCCACCAACCUGGAAGGGACUGUCUUGUAGCGAACCAAGGAACCCAUGUUUAGAAACGCAAGGAUUAUGCGGUCAACAUUAUUGUUAUCGUGAUCCAAGUAAUGUUAAAGUUGGUUAUCGUUGUGCAUGUCCACCUGGUUUUAAACCGCUCAGUUCAACACAGCCCCAAUGUGUUAAUAUGAAUGAAUGUGUUGAGUAUCCGGAUGAGGCAUGUUUAAACGUUGGUCGGUGUAUUGAUAAAGAUCCUUCAUUGUCAGCUAUUGGUAUUGAUAUGACUGAAGAGAAUUUAGGAUAUACAUGUCAAUGUCGACAUGGUUAUUCUGGUUCACGAUGUGAGCGUAGAGCUCCCCCGUUAGAAUGGACAACAUGGUCUGCAUGGACAACAUGUUCAGUAAAAUGUGGUCUUGGUAUACAUAAACGUUUCUGUACAUGUCCAUUACCAAAUCGCUGUAUUGGAUCGUAUAUACAAACUAGUCGAUGUCAAGGUCCAAUCGCUUAUUGUCAAGAUGAAUACGAUGAAGAAAUGCCGGAGCCAACACAAUCUGGAUCAAAGAUACUGAAAAGUUGGGGGUAUUGGCUGACAUCUUGGCGAUGA